UGUAUUCUUCUUCUGCGCCCGCUAUCUUCAUCACCCUUUUUUUGUUUUUUAUUUCAAUCGAAGCGUGAAGUCUGUCUAUUGCAACCUUUUUAGAUUUCGUAAGCUUAAUCGGAUUUUCUCACAGUUAAUCUGAAAACAUGCAACCUAAUGCGUCAUUCAUACUCUGGUAGAAAUGUUUGAUUACGGAGGAAUAAUCUGUCAGAAGAUGGGAAACCGCUACUGGAUAAUUUGCGGUCUGGUGUUUUCUUCCCUUUUUAGAGUAUAUGAAGCCAGUGCUGGUGAUUCCGACCCAUUAUACAGGGCAUGUAUAGAGCAAUGUGAGAAGACUGGUUGUAUUGCAGAAAGAUGCUUCUCACAUUGCAAGUUCUCUCCAGAUGGUUCUUUCCUUGAUGGCCCUUGGUAUAUGCAAGAGCCUCUUUACUUGCGGUGGAAACAAUGGGAUUGCCAGAGUGAUUGCCGUUACCAUUGUAUGGUGGAAAGAGAGAAGGAAAGAGCAGAACUUGAUCUAGGGCCUGUAAAAUAUCAUGGCAAAUGGCCCUUUCGUCACUUUUAUGGCUUCCAGGAGCCUAUUUCUGUAGCCUUUUCAGUUCUGAACCUUCUGAUGCAUUACCAUGGGUGGCGUUCCUUUUUCUCCCUUCUUUACUCUAAGUUUCCAUUGAAACGUGAUAAGAGCCCAUUCUAUGGCUAUAUGGGUCUCUGGAAUAUCUAUGGGCUCUUGUCUGUGAACUCAUGCUUCUGGAGUGCAGUCUUCCACAGUAGAGAUGUGAACUUGACAAAAAAUCUAGAGUGUUCAUCUGGAGUGGCCUUAUUUGGGUAUUCACUUAUUUUGGCAAUUAUAAGAAGCUUCAACUUAAAGGAUGAUGCUGCUAGAGUCAUGGUUGCUGCUCCACUGAUUGCAUUUACAACUACCCACAUUCUGUACCUUAACAACUAUAAGAUUGACUAUGGAUGGAAUAAUAAAGUGUGUACAAUCAUGAUUAUUGCACAACUUCUCACUUGGUCAAUCUGGGCUGGCCUCACUAAGCAUCCUUCUCGAUGGAAGUUGUGGAUUGUGGUUGUGGGAGGUGGCCUUGCAUUGCGCCUAAAGAUACUUGACUUCCCUCCUUAUCAAGGAUUGGUGGACGCACAUGCUCUCUGGCAUGCUUCCUCUGUCCCUCUUACUUACAUUUGGUGGAGUUUUAUCAAGGAUGACGCUAACUACAUAACAUCCAUCAACCUGAAGAAGGUAAAAUAAUGUGCUGUAGUCAAACAAGAACAAGAAUGGUUGCUUAAUCUCUCUUGAGAGCAUAUUGAGCCUUCUCCAAUCCUGGCCCGUCGGAAGUUAAUUCACAUUCUUGGUCACUGGAGUUUGAAGGAGAGGGACAUAGAUGCUAGGCUUUCAUUGUAGUUUGCCCCAUAUCUGAUACUAAAUUGGGCACCAACGGCAAACUACUUCAACCAUUUGUUUGUUUUAGUUCAAGUUUUGAUGUUUGGUAUUAACAAAAACUCCCUUUGGUUAAACUUAUGUAAUUGAUCAUUUAACUGAACUUAUAUAAUUGAUGAUUCAUUGGCUUCCGCUGGGUA
Messenger RNA from Sesamum indicum (sesame), 1563 nucleotides. The record is from RefSeq and is a predicted model, not a curated record. Lineage: Eukaryota; Viridiplantae; Streptophyta; Magnoliopsida; Lamiales; Pedaliaceae.